Messenger RNA from Gigantopelta aegis, 3062 nucleotides. RefSeq names its product tubulin-folding cofactor B-like. Bases 111 to 854 code for a protein of 247 amino acids. The transcript has 7 exons. The record is from RefSeq and is a predicted model, not a curated record. Gene Ontology annotation, molecular function: alpha-tubulin binding; microtubule plus-end binding. NCBI's taxonomy places the organism in Eukaryota, Metazoa, Mollusca, Gastropoda, Neomphalida, Peltospiridae. Gene Ontology annotation, biological process: post-chaperonin tubulin folding pathway; cytoplasmic microtubule organization; tubulin complex assembly. Gene Ontology annotation, cellular component: nucleus; cytoplasm; microtubule plus-end.
ACAGUCUACAUUUGGCGCAUGUUUAUGGUUGUUUGUCUGAUUUGCAAGAACAAAACUUGUUUUAGUGUUAGAAUUGACAUUGGGGUUUUUUUUGACCAAACAUUGACACGAUGUCUGCUAAUAUUCAAGUCAUUACUCCAAAAUAUGUUACUCUCACCAUAACGAGUGUAGCAAAUAUGUUUGGCACAGAAAGACGUUUUGAAAAAGAUUUAACCAUUGCGCAAUUGAAGGGAAAGAUUGAAUUGCUAUCUGGAGCAUCAUCUAGCACCAUGAAGUUGAUAGUUUAUAACAAAGACAGGAAGAUGAUCUGUGCUCUUGACAAUGAUGACGCUCUCUUGGGAUCUUAUCCAGUUGAAAACGAUAUGACAGUACACAUUGAGAACAGUGGCCUACACAAAGGUGAAUUUGAGGACGUGUCAAAAGUGGAAAAAUUUGAAAUCUCACAAGAACAGUAUGAUAAAAGAACAGAUUCAGUUCGAGCUUUUAAAGAGCGGAACAAAAUAGGUAGAUUUAAUGAAGAAGAACUAGCUAUUAGAGAAGCACAAAGGAAAAAGAGAGAGGAAGAAGAAAGACAGAAGACUGAAAGUAUCAAAGUUGGAGACAGAUGUGAAGUGCGGAUUGUUGAACAGCCAACUAAAAGGGGAGUCGUUAAAUAUGUUGGUUUAACAGACUUCAAGCCUGGACACUGGAUAGGUGUUCAGUAUGAUGAGCCUCAUGGGAAGAAUGAUGGCAGUGUUAAUGGAAAGCAGUACUUUGAGUGCCCUAACAAAUAUGGUGCUUUUGUGAAACCUCAGUUUGUGGAGGUUGGUGACUUUCCUGAGGAAGACUUUGGACUGGGUGAUGAUGAGAUGUAGACUGUUGCGAGGUGGUGGACAGAGGUCACCAUGUUCACACCGACUGUGAUUUUAACUUUUAACAGCACUAAAUUAUGAUCCAGCUUUCAGUCCAGUUCAGCACCUUAAGUUUAAGGACGUGGCUGUCAUUGCUUUCUACUGCUUCAUUUAAUAUGAUUUAUGUGACUCAGAUGUAUAUUGAUUGCUUAUUUUUAUAUUUAUUUUUAUAUUUAGCAGAAAGAAACAGUUUAUUAACAUGUUUCUGCAGGUGAUUUUUUUUAUUAUGCAAUUUUUGUUUUAUGUAUUCUGUUAGAUCUGCCAUUUUGUUAUUUGCCAGAUAUCUUCUUGUGCGAUUGAACUUGAGAUUCUGGUUGAUGAGAAACCAAAUUCUACACAGAUAUUCCUAAUAAUAAGUGUAAAUUCUUGAAAUUAGGUUAUUACGACAUUUGCAUAAAUAUUUGUGUUCCCACAUCACAAGAAAAAAACAGUUACUACAGUCUAACCUGCACAAACGGCCAUCUUUAUUAAGCAGCCAGCUAUCACAAGACUCCAAUUUAUAAUUUAUUAUUACCCAAGAUGAAAAUUACGAAGUAUUAAACAGUCAACUACCAGUUAUGUUAUUCACAGUUAACAGAAUUUUUUUUAUACUCCCUUAGAUGACUGCUUAACAUAGUUUGACUGUAUUAAAAAGAAGCCUUUCUUUUGUGAUAAAUUAAAUUAAUGCACGUAAACAAGACCCUUGACCUCACAUCACCUUGAAAACAUAUAUAUUUGUUUUCAAGGUGAUGUGAAGUCAUGGUUCUUGUUUAGAAGGGGUGGGAUGUCGUUCAGUAGUCGAGUGUGAAUUGAUCACCAUCAAUGGACACAGUUCCCCUUUAUCAAAUACAUGGGUGAAGCAAAUUUCAUAGAUAUUUAAUUCUUAAUUAUUUAUUGUAAUAUCUUUGCUGCAUUAUUUUUAAGUGUUUAGAACCUGCUGAAUAUUUUAGUCUAGCAUUUGCUCUAUUACGUCUAAAUGUCUACACACUACUGAAUAUUUUAGUGUGGCAUUUGUGAACUGUGAGACUAAGUGACAAUAUCAGCUUAUAAAACCUUGACUCCAGUUUCUAAUAAUGACAUGAGACUUUAAUAUCAUGGCAAAGAUUUGAGUCUAGACUCAAAAGUUUUAUAAGCACAGGUUUAGAUUAGAAGUCUUGUUGAAGCUGUUUGUUUUGUACUGCAGUUAUUUUACAGAUAUUUAAUAAGUGAAACAUGUGUUUUUGUAUUUAAUUUAAAUUGUUUAAAUUUGACAGAUUUUAUUAGACUUAGCUUCAUAGUAUGAUUUUUCGAAUAAUUGGUACACUAGUUUACAUUAAUAAUUGGUAAUGGAAGGAAAUAUUUAGAAUUUUUAAAUUGUUACAGGUAUAAGAAUUUGAGGGAACCUUAAAUGGUUAAAAGCAAUGUCUAAAUUUGUAUUUAUUGUUCACCAUUUUAGGGCCUAAAAUGAUCAAUUUGUACCUCUCUGAUCUACCCAAUACCUGUCCUCGACAUUGGGGCGGGACGUAAUUUAUCUCUCUGAUCUACCCAAUACCUGUCCUCGACAUUGGGGCGGGACGUAAUUUAUCUCUCUGAUCUACCCAAUACCUGUCCUCGACAUUGGGGCGGGACGUAAUUUAUCUCUCUGAUCUACCCAAUACCUGUCCUCGACAUUGGGGCGGGACGUAAUUUAUCUCUCUGAUCUACCCAAUACCUGUCCUCGACAUUGGGGCGGGACGUAAUUUAUCUCUCUGAUCUAUCCAAUACCUGUCCUCGACAUUGGGGCGGGACGUAAUUUAUCUCUCUGAUCUACCCAAUACCUGUCCUCGACAUUGGGGCGGGACGUAAUUUAUCUCUCUGAUCUACCCAAUACCUGUCCUCGACAUUGGGGCGGGACGUAAUUUAUCUCUCUGAUCUACCCAAUACCUGUCCUCGACAUUGGGGCGGGACGUAAUUUAUCUCUCUGAUCUACCCAAUACCUGUCCUCGACAUUGGGGCGGGACGUAAUUUAUCUCUCUGAUCUACCCAAUACCUGUCUUCGACAUUGGGGCGGGACGUAAUUUAUCUCUCUGAUCUACCCAAUACCUGUCCUCGACAUUGGGGCGGGACGUAAUUUAUCUCUCUGAUCUACCCAAUACCUGUCCUCGACAUUGGGGCGGGACGUAAUUUAUCUCUCUGAUCUACCCAAUACCUGUCCUCGACAUUGGGGCGGGACGU